CUCCCACUUCUGUGCAACCAUGUUCGUUCCCUGUGGAGAGUCGGUCCCCGACCUCACGGGCUACACUUUCCUAAUGCCAGCAGUAUCUGUUGGAAAUGUUGGCCAGCUUGCAAUGGAUUUGAUUAUUUCUACACUAAAUAUGUGUAAGAUUGGUUACUUCUAUGAUUGUCUUGUGCCGAUGGUUGGAAACAAUCCAUAUGCAACUGCAGAAGAAAAUUCAACAGAACUCAGUAUAAAUGCUGAAAUAUAUUCAUUGCCUUCAAAGAAGCUAGUGGCUCUUCAGUUAAGAUCCAUUUUUAUUAAGUAUAAAUCAAAGCCAUUCUGUGAAAAACUGCUUUCCUGGGUGAAAAGUAGUAACUGUGCCAAAGUUAUUGUUCUUUCAAGCAGUCAUUCAUAUCACUGUAAUGAUCUACAGCUUCGCAGUAUUCCCUUCAGAUACCUACUCACACCUUUUGUGCAAAAAAGUGUUCAAACUAAAAUAAUGAGCUUUAACUGGGAAGAAAUGGAAAAAAGCCCAUGCAUUCCUGAAAUAGAUGAUUCUCAGUUUUGUAUUCGUAUUCCUGGAGGAGGUAUCACAAAAACACUCUAUGAUGAAAGCUGUUCUAAAGAAAUCCCAGCGGUGGUUCUGCUGAAAUUUGUUUCAGAAGGAGACAAUAUCCCAGAUGCAUUAGGUCUUGUUGGGUAUCUUAACGAAUGGCUUCAGAUAAUCAAACCAUGUUUACAGUGUGAUGACCCCACAGCAUCUGCCUUGAAGUGGAAAAUGCCAAGUUCGUGGAGAUUACUCUUUGGUAGUGGUCUUCCCCCUGUGCUUUUUUGAUCUUUUUUCAGUUUUAUACCUUAUGUCCCAAGACACUUAUUACCAACACAACUGUUAAACAACUAUAUAAAAAGUUAUAUUAUCUGCGA
Neomonachus schauinslandi (Hawaiian monk seal) is the source of this 906-nucleotide messenger RNA. RefSeq names its product proteasome assembly chaperone 2-like. Gene Ontology annotation, cellular component: cytosol; nucleus. Bases 20 to 817 code for a protein of 265 amino acids. Lineage: Eukaryota; Metazoa; Chordata; Mammalia; Carnivora; Phocidae. The record is from RefSeq and is a predicted model, not a curated record. The transcript has a single exon. Gene Ontology annotation, biological process: proteasome assembly.